CGUUUUGUGAGUCGACGCACACAGCUGACCAACAACCACAUCUGGAAUAUGUCAUUUUGAUAAAUUACCUUUAAUGUCGUCUACAUCCAGUAAUUUGCAAGUACAUUAUUUCGAUAGUUAAUAAUCAAUGCACAGUGCCACGCUUCUGUUUUCAGCAAGCUAGCUAGCUAGCUAGAUAACGUAAACUGUGCUAACUAGCUAACUACGCGUUAGCCACUGAACCGUUCAUACCAUCACGGAUUGACUGGUUAACCGUCAAAAUGGCAAAGCAUAAAGCCUCUGAAAAAAGGAAUAUAAUCGAAGAUGAUGAAGUCAGAGAAGAUGGAGAGGAGAUGAAUCCUUUCUCCUUCAAAGAGUUCAUCCGCAGUAAAAACCAGUACCCAGAUAUUAAAGGGGAUCCAGAUGAGAAGAAUUACUCACCGCGAAAGAAGGCAUAUGGGAGCACAUUUCCGGCAGAGGGGGAAUAUACUGCCCCGAAGAGCUUCGAUCAAGACUUCCAGGGUCACUUUUACAUGGACCCCACACCGUUUCCUCAGUCUCUGGAAAAUGAGACUAAAGAGGAGUGGGCUGGGAGUUACCAGCCAUCAGCCAUUGAGGAGGCACAUGAGUUUGGACUGUGUGGCACUGCAGCAGCAGACAGCAGCACAUACUCUGGUCAGUCCUCCCUGUGCACAGAGGAAGAAGAGGAGACUUCAUCCUCCCUAUGGCAGGUGGAUGAAGAAUUCUCACCAGAGGCCCGCCAGUCCAGGAGGGCCCCAGUGAAUUAUGAGGGAGAUGAUGAGACAUCAAUGGCAGAGCUCUCCUACAAGACCAAGAAGAGUAGUACCGAGAAUGGCAUUAGGGAUCAACAAAAGCUGAGGGAGGAAAAUGUGCUGCUCAGGAAGCACAUUAAAGAUCUUGUGAAGAAGUCUGAGUAUGAUGAUCAAAGAAUUCGACACGUCACAGAUGAGUUGCACAAGAGAAGAGUGCAGGAGGAGAGGGAGGCUCAGGCUUUAGAGACCAUGGUCCACUCCGUAGAGCAGAACCUGCAGUUAAUGACCAAACGAGCAGUUAAGGCUGAAAACAUUGUAUCAAAACUCAAACAGGAGCUGCAUCAAUUACAGGGCCAAGUAGAUGGGUACCGGUAUGAGAAUGAGAGACUUCGAGCUGGAGAAACAGCUGCCUUAAAUACAAUGAAACAUAAUGCGCAAGUGGCCUCAGAGUACCUUAACAAAGCAGCACUCAAUGCAGAGACUUCCAUCAAGCAAUUACUUACAGGAGCAGAGACUCUUUGUCUAGUAUCUCAACUGCUGCAGUCCAUCGACAACAUAUCUGAGAUUCACAAUGAAGGCUGAUGGAGUUUAAAGGACCAUAGAGAUUUCAGAUCUAGUACCAUCCAGCAACAAGGAACUGGAAAACAACUCACAGAGAAUUUUAAGUUCUGGUGGGUGAUUUGUGACCCAAAAAAAUAUUGCACAUAUUUUUUACUUGUACUUCAUAAAAUGUUUAGUUUAAACCACUUUAACAGGCGAUUUGAAAACAAUAUAUACAAACAACAGAUGUAUUUAACACUGAGGUAAAUAUGACUCAAAUAUUGUGAUUAAUAAACAUGUGACUAGAUAUCCUUCAAA
Molecule: messenger RNA, 1610 nt
Organism: Coregonus clupeaformis (lake whitefish)
Lineage: Eukaryota; Metazoa; Chordata; Actinopteri; Salmoniformes; Salmonidae
Gene: entr1
Product: endosome associated trafficking regulator 1
Exons: 8
Coding region: 261-1334 (357 amino acids)
Biological process (GO): positive regulation of cilium assembly; regulation of cytokinesis; positive regulation of protein localization to cilium
Cellular component (GO): early endosome; centrosome; midbody
Source: RefSeq, a predicted model, not a curated record